GGUCCAUUGUCCACGAGCACAACAGCGGCCAUAGAAGCAACAGGAAGAUCUGAAAAACUGCUUGAUGGGGGGGUGUGGGAAAGCAAGAAGAACUGAAGUUUAUUUCAGUGCCCAGUCAGGCUGUUCAUUUGUUUAAAAAGGCAAUAGUCUGAGCCCAUGAAGCAAGUCCCUGGCCCACUGGAAAAAAAAUGUGGCCUUCGGCUUUGUCAUCUAUGAAUUAUGUGUGUUACAGUACCAUCAGGAGGCCCUAUCCUCUUCUGGGGAGAAACAAGAUCUUCUUGCCAAGAAGGAAGCACUGAAGGAUGUUCAGGAGGGACACAUCUUCCUGGAAAGUGAAAUCAAGUCACCCAGUAACAUGUGUGGAAGAGAAAACAGAACAGAGAGGCUGUCUUCUGAGCUAUCAAUCCCAGGCUCUAUUACUCUAUACUCCACAACAGUAGAUGGGUCAAGGCAGUCUUCAGACACAUCCCCUACAGACUCAUCUGAUCCUGCCUCUGCUGUGGGAACCAUAGAGGCCUCCUGUCUGGUGCAAUCUGCUGACCUAACUCAGGCUUCCUGGAGAAGAGCCAUAGCUCAGCCCAAAGGUCAUGUCGAAAUAUCAAACUGGAAUCCUGUUCCAUCAGGAAACCUUCGCCCUUCAUUUGCUGACCAGAGGAAGAUUGCCCAGAGCCUUGGAUUCAUGGACAAUCAUGGAAGGAUGCAUUUUGUUUAUGACGACUACCAAAAGUCUGCAUUCAGUGCUAUUGGAAACUUGAAAAUUGCUGAAGUUCAUCCAGGUGGUCUUUUUGUGAAGAUCCUGAACUAUGCCCCUGAAAAAGAGGAGAGCAUUGGGGACUAUCUCCUGAUGCAGAACGUCCGAGGUCAACCAGUGGCAGUAUUCCGGUUUCCCCCAAAGAUCAGGAUGGCGGCUGGCUCUAUUGUGACAGUUUGGGCAGCAGAUGCUCAAGUGCUUCACAAACCUCCCUCAGAUUUUCUAUGGAAGGACCUGGAGAGAUUUAGGACUGGCCUCAACUGUGCUACCAUUCUUUGUGAACCUAAUGGUCAAGCUAUUGCUUGGUAUACUCCUCCCUACUGCAACAGAAGGAAGGGAUGGGUGGCAAGAGAAGAAAGGGAAAACUUAGAGAACAUCAUUAAACCAUCUCCCUCAACAACAGAGCAGAAAGAGGGAUGGGAAAAGGAACAGGAACCUACAAUGACUGACACAGAGUGGAAAAGGGCUGACCCAGGGCAAACAAGAAAAAAAAGACGCAGCUUCAUUAAAAGGGAAGAAAAGACCUCUGCAUCCCUGUUCCCUAAUCAGAGUGCUUGGUGCCAAAGUCCAGAUGCUUCCACACAUCCUCAUUUUUCUCUGGUUAGACCAUUAACCAUGGGGAAUGACGGCAGCAGCUUGUGCAGGCAGUCUCGGUGUCAGUCAGCAAGGCCUGACCCAGUGCCAGGCACUCUGUACGCAGGAACUAGCCAGAGGAGAAAUCCCUCAGCUCCCAGAUGCAUGAGUGGGAAAGACAGAAGAAGGCCUACUCGGUCAGCAGGGCCGAAUUUUGGUGGAGUGAUGUAUGUAGGGUCUCAUCCCCCUGCUGGCACUGCUCUCCAGAAGUACUUUGUCACUCCGUCUUACAGCUUCAUGCUACAAACGCACCACUUUCUCUAGCUUCCAGCACAAAACCUGUGAACAGGAUGAGGUUAUUUGGGCUUGCUAUUUUUUAAAAUCCUUUGCAAAAUAGUUAAGCAGGUUGUUGCUUCAAGAAGUGAGAAGAUUUGGCUCUGUGGUGACACCAGAGAAUGUCAACGUUAUUAGUACAGACUGGCACGUCCCGUAAAGUUUGUUUCAAUGAUUCUUAUAAUUAGAAUUUUAUAGUAAUUAAAUAUUUGUACUGAUGCACAAUGGGGUGUGUAUAGUCUAUAAACAUUAUAUGUGUACACACAUGUAUGUAACUUUUAAGAGGAAAAAAUGUUGCUACACAGGUAGAUGGCUACCUUUAGAAACAACAUCCACUUUGCUUGCAGAAGAAAGGGAUAUUGAAAAAGUUUUGCUGUGCAUUAUUUCUCACAGAGCAAUAGCUUGUUUUCUGCUCCUGUCUUAUAAGCUACUGGCAAACCAUCAACAAGAGUGAAAGCGCUGAUAUGUUCAAAUGGGUGGGCGAAGGUGGUCACAUGGAGUGUCCUCGAGGCCAACAGGAGGUGAUCAGAUUAACGGAGUCAUAAUGGCUAAGUAAAGCUAUAUAUAUCAUGGCUGCCCCUCAAAGGAGCUCUCCUAAUCACAUCUAGCCCCAGGGAUGUGUUUGUACCAUCUAAAGCUUGGCUUAGGAAGCAAUUUUUUUAGCUCCCAGAUCGCUAUAAACCUGGGAAUGUUGCGAUCCCAAAGUUACUUUGGAUUUGAACAAAUCUUUGAUGCAAUUUGAUCUGAACAUCUUUGAUGAGAACAUUGUGAAAUGUGAGUCCCGGCUGUAAAUGGCUUAUUUUCUCCAAACAUGGAAAGCUAUAGUUUAACCUCAUUUCUGCUGUCAGCAAGAGAAACUUGCCUUUAAGUGCCCUCCAGCUCUUUCUACAGAUCUUUAAAGAAGUUUUUUUCACAAUUUUAUUAAAAUAGUUACUUAACUUUGAGCAUCUUCUCUGAAUUAUGAAGUCUUCCCCUUACAUCAAUGACAGUGAUAGCUGCCCUGCAGAAGAGUACAGAGGUGAAUGUUUCCUGGCGUCAAGAGAAGUGCCUGUGCUCCUAUUCAGUGGUGAAAAAAGAAGAUAGUAUUCACAGGCUUGAAAUCUCCAUCCCCAAAGGAAUGUUGUUGACCUCACUGAUUUUUGCAUUUGAGCGAAUGAUCCAUAUAGCAGUAACAAAGCCAAAGAAACUCAAAGCUUUCAACUCAUGACCCACAAAAGGUGAGAGAAAAGUCAGCUGAAGUCAUAUAGGAUGAGGCAAAACAAUUCCCAUAUCCUGUCUCUGAAGGCAAGUUUUUGUCUUGGCCACUUGCGUUUGAAUCUUUCCACAACAUUAACCCCUGCAGUGCUAUUCAAUUGACCUACUCUGAUACUUUAAGGUAUAAUAUGGAGAAAUACGUGCCAGUAGAUGAUUCUGGAGUUCUUCUUCCAGAAUUUCCUUGUGUGCAUUUUACCAAGGAAUUAGAUGACCAAUCUCUUUAUUACCAGAGAAUGUAUCUGUUCCACUUUUGUGGAAGUAAUGCUUUCUAUAAUUAAUACCAAGAAGCAGUCAUUUUGAAUUAAUGAGCUCAACUUCUCAUUGCUGUUUGUUUGCAAAAACAGAGUCAACUUUUUGUUCUGGAUAUUGAGAAGUGCCUUUAAAUCAUGAUACUAGUACAUGUGUGCAGCUGAGAAAGGGAAAAGACCUGGAAACCGUGAGGUUUCCCCAAAACUUAUGCAGAUAUUUAAAGCACAGUUUCGGAGGCAGCUUUAACUGAUAAGUCAAAGAAAGUUCUGUCAUACUUCAGUAGAGCAGAGGGAGCUGUAAAUUCUCUAUAAACCAGAGAGACAUCUCUCCCCGCUGAAGCCAUGCCUGUUUUGUCUGCUUUUCUUCCCUUUUGUUUUGUCAGGCUGUUUCUGUUGCAUAGAAGUCAAUAAACACAAUUUUCAAAUGCUUUUUGCUUUGUGAU
Dromaius novaehollandiae (emu) is the source of this 3602-nucleotide messenger RNA. RefSeq names its product lamin tail domain containing 1 (gene LMNTD1). The record is from RefSeq and is a predicted model, not a curated record. The coding region runs from base 356 to 1648 and encodes 430 amino acids. NCBI's taxonomy places the organism in Eukaryota, Metazoa, Chordata, Aves, Casuariiformes, Dromaiidae. The transcript is spliced from 10 exons. Gene Ontology annotation, cellular component: cytoplasm; nuclear envelope.